Calliphora vicina (urban bluebottle blowfly) is the source of this 1326-nucleotide messenger RNA. RefSeq names its product cuticular protein 49Ah (gene Cpr49Ah). Bases 44 to 625 code for a protein of 193 amino acids. Lineage: Eukaryota; Metazoa; Arthropoda; Insecta; Diptera; Calliphoridae. Gene Ontology annotation, molecular function: structural constituent of chitin-based larval cuticle. The transcript is spliced from 2 exons. The record is from RefSeq and is a predicted model, not a curated record. Gene Ontology annotation, cellular component: chitin-based extracellular matrix.
UAAAAAAACACAAAAAAAAGAAGAAACAAAGAAAUAAAAUAAAAUGAAAGUGUUUUUAUUUACUGUGUGUGUCUGUACGAUACUUGUGACGGGUAUGGCAAAACCUCAGCCUCUACCCCAACAUCGUCCCAAUAAUGUCAACAUUAUACCGAAUGACGAAAAGGUCGAUCAUCAGUUGAGACGUGAAACCUCCACAUGGAUUCCCAUUUUAAAAUACAACAAAGAACAAAGUGAAGAUGGCAGCUACAAGACCGAAUACGAGACUGGCAACAAUAUCAUACACGAAGAGACCGGAUUCCUUAAGGAUUUCUCCGAGAUCAAUCCGAAUGGCGUGCUGGUACAACAUGGCCAAUAUUCGUACCAAUCACCCGAAGGCGACACCAUUAAUGUUCAAUAUACCGCCGAUGAGCAUGGUUUCCGUGCCACAGGCGAUCAUAUACCCACACCACCAGCUAUACCCGAUGAAAUUCAAAAAGGUCUGGAUCAAAUCUAUGCUGGCAUUAAACUGCAACAGGAACGUUUGGAGCAACGAGCCAAAAGUGAUCCAGAAUUUGCCAAGAAAUUGGAGAAUCAACGUGUAGCCAAUCAAAAUGGUCAAUAUGUUGGUCCUUUAGAAAAUCCCUAAAUAAUUGGGCAUCUAUAUUCCCCCUAGCCCCCAACUAUUGUUAAAACCUACUAAUUACCUUUUUCCAUUUCUUGUUGAAAAUCCAUUUCAUCUGAACCCUUGUCAUUUAUACAUAGUAAUUUUGUAAAUUUAAAUAAAACCUAAACUUAACAAUUAUUAUUUAAACAUAAAAACAAACAAAAGAAAAGAGAAACUUAAAGAAAGAAAUUAAAGAGAAUCAAAUCGAAACGAAUUGAAAUUAAAUGAAAAGAAACGUUUUCAAAAUGAACCAACAAAGACUGUGAUUUGUAAUAAGUUUUGGUGUUGCAAGUGUACGAGAAUCCUAAUUUUAUUUAAUUUUGUUUUUCUUCUUUCAAAUACAAAAUUCAACAUCUCCCGUUUGCCACAAAUAAUUUUAUAUGUAUGAGUAUUUGCAACAAGAGUAUCUAUUUAUCAAUCUAUCAGUGUAUGAGUAAUUUUUUUUAUGUUUGUAUUUAUUUUCUUUCCUAUGAUGUACUAUAUAAAUAGAUAUAACAAAAAGUAUUUUAAAAAUGUGUGGAAAUAAUCUGGUUUGUAACUUUCAACUACUUAUUAACACAACAUUUUUCACUUAUCUGCAAUUACUAAUUAUCUGUGUAUUUACGAUCAAUAUACUGUAUGUAUGAGCAUAAAUAUUUAGUUAAACAAAAUAAAGAAAUAAACAAUAAACAAUAAAAUUAAAA